UCAGCUGUUGAAAGAUAUUCUUGUUGGCAACGUAAACAGAAAACAGAUAAUACCGACAGAACCCGACUUUUCCACGAAUUGAUUGAUCUGCCUUUAGUCACCUGUCCUCUGCACACGCACACCAUGCUGAAGGCCGUAAUCCUGAUCGGCGGUCCUCAGAAGGGCACCCGUUUUCGUCCACUUUCCCUGGACACACCCAAGCCUCUAUUCCCGCUGGCCGGGCGUCCGCUGAUUGCCCACCACAUCGAGGCCUGCGCCCAACUGCGGGACUUGCGCGAGAUCCUCAUCAUUGGCUACUAUCCGCAGACCCAGAUGGAGGGUUUCGUGGGCGACAUGCAGGCACUGUAUAGCAGCAGCAACAUCAACAUCAGGUACCUGCAAGAGUUCACGGCCCUGGGAACAGCGGGUGGCAUGUACCACUUCCGGGAUCAAAUCAGAGCAGGCAAUCCUCGAGCUUUCUUUGUUCUGAAUGGAGAUGUUUGCGCUGAUUUUCCGCUGCAGGAGCUACGGGACUUUCAUGAGAAUCGUCCGUCGAGUGCCCUGGUGACCAUAAUGUCCACGGAGGCCACACGUCAACAGUCGCUGCAUUACGGCUGCCUGGUUUUCGAUAAGAACAACGGAGCCGUGUCUCACUACGUGGAGAAGCCGAGCUCCUAUGUGUCCACCUUCAUCAAUUGCGGCGUAUAUGUCUGCUCCAUGGACAUAUUCACCGUGCUGGCGCAGAUUUUCCACUCAAGGGGACAGGAGUACGGUUGCCAGGGUUUUAGCAACGGCAAUGGAAAUGGAAAUGGCAAUGGACGGGAGCAGGGCCACAUCAAAUGGGAGCAGGAGGUACUCACGCCCCUGGCUGGCACGGAUAAGCUGUUCGCCAUGCCGGUGCCCAAUUGGUGGUCGCAACUGAAGACCGCCGGAUCGGCCAUCUAUGCCAAUCGCCAUUACUUGGGACUUUACAAGAAGACCCAUCCGGAGAGGCUGGCAAAUGUGGGAACCAAGCACGGUGAAGGCGAUGGCAGCUUGAUAUGCACCGUGCUUCCGGAUGUCUAUGUGCAUCCCAGUGCCACUGUGCAUCACAGCGCAGUGUUGGGUCCCAAUGUGGCCAUUGGGCCGGGCGUAACCAUUGGACCGGGCGUGCGCAUUCGGGAAUCGAUUGUCUUGGAACAGGCUCAAAUCCAGGAUCAUACUCUGGUCCUGCACUCGAUUGUGGGCAGGGGCUCGACCAUAGGAGCCUGGGCACGCGUUGAGGGCACACCCAGUGACCCCGAUCCCAAUAAGCCCUUUGCCAAGAUGGAAAACCCGCCGCUCUUCAACAACGAGGGCAAGCUGAAUCCCUCGAUUACCAUAUUGGGCUGCUUUGUGCAGGUGCCUGCCGAGAAGAUCCUGCUAAACAGCAUUGUACUGCCGCACAAGGAGCUUAGUCGCAGCUUCAAGAACGAGAUCAUAUUGUGAGGAUAUGAAUAUAACUUUUAUUUUGGUAUCUCCUUUUAUCAGUAUGCCAUUUUAUACGUUUCUAUUGUGCAAUAUUCCAAAAAUCUAUCUAUUAAAUGUACCCUAGCUAAUUUUA
Molecule: messenger RNA, 1561 nt
Organism: Drosophila serrata
Lineage: Eukaryota; Metazoa; Arthropoda; Insecta; Diptera; Drosophilidae
Gene: Gmppa
Product: GDP-mannose pyrophosphorylase A
Biological process (GO): biosynthetic process
Source: RefSeq, a predicted model, not a curated record